AUGCCCCGGACGCACACCGAGGUUCCAUGCGCGGACCGCGGGGACAUCCUGCGGGACAGACCGCGCCCGCCCAGUCGGCCGGACCCGCGAUGCAACCGCUGCCCGUGUUACGGCCAGCGCGAGGUGUCGAGCUACCAACAGAAUAUUUCCGGGGCGUGGCUGGAGCGCGACAAGUGCGCUUCCAGGUUGGACUGCGCUCCGAAGAAGGGUUUCUCGGGAAACUACCGCAGUCAAAGACAGCCUGAGGUGGUGCAGCAGGUGCUGGACGAGAUGAUCAUGGGCGACCUGGAGCCGACAGCGACUUCGGUCAGGCACCUAAUCAAGAAGCACGAGCAGUCCAAGCGCAGGGGCAGGUGCAAGAAAGAGCUGGGCAAGACCGCGGUUCUCCCCGUCGACGCGACGCACCUCCAACCAGACGGGCCGAGGCGUGAUCUUGUAGAGAAGGAGCUCGGCGAGGUCCAGCAGGUGAAGAUCCAGCAGAGCGCCGACCGUCCUGGAUCUGGACGUGCGGGAUCAGGCUCUGAUCGAGGUGGACGAGGCGGAAGCCUGAAGAGCUUCACGACCAAGCAGCAGAAUAUCCUGCGCGCGGGCGUCCUCGCGAUGGGGCGCGCGAUCACGGGCCUCGUCGGUUCCAUUAUGAAGGUAUCAACCCAGCCCAGAGCCGAUUUCGCCGAGGCAUGCUGCUCGCCAACCACUCGGCUGACAACAGGGAUGAUGGCCGAGGGCUUCGAGUGCCAGCGCUUGAAUCUCGAGCGGGGAUGCGAGUUCCACGCGACGGAGUCGACCGAGAAG
Molecule: messenger RNA, 792 nt
Organism: Prorocentrum cordatum
Lineage: Eukaryota; Dinophyceae; Prorocentrales; Prorocentraceae
Source: the annotation of a GenBank genome assembly